Molecule: messenger RNA, 1031 nt
Organism: Carassius auratus (goldfish)
Lineage: Eukaryota; Metazoa; Chordata; Actinopteri; Cypriniformes; Cyprinidae
Gene: dynll2b
Product: dynein, light chain, LC8-type 2b
Exons: 3
Coding region: 243-512 (89 amino acids)
Biological process (GO): microtubule-based process
Cellular component (GO): cytoplasmic dynein complex
Molecular function (GO): dynein intermediate chain binding
Source: RefSeq, a predicted model, not a curated record
GAGAAGCUAGUGGAAAACGCUCGUAACACGCGGGGAGAGGAUCGACGUGAGCCAAUCAGAGAGCCGGUGCAGUGCGGUGGGCGGGUCUCCACGGGUUUCGUGACGCGAAGUUGGGUAUGAGUUACGAGCGCAGCCGCAUGGGUCGAGUUACGACUGAAAGAGUAAGUCGAGCGUGAACACAGCGGCUUUAAACAGCCUGCGUUAAACAGUAUUCCAGAGUAACCGCAUCAAGAGAGGCCAUCAUGACUGACAGGAAGGCAGUAAUAAAGAACGCUGACAUGUCGGAGGACAUGCAGCAGGAUGCAGUGGAUUGUGCCACACAGGCCAUGGAGAAGUACAACAUUGAGAAGGACAUUGCUGCAUAUAUCAAAAAGGAGUUCGAUAAGAAGUAUAAUCCGACAUGGCAUUGUAUUGUGGGACGGAACUUUGGCAGUUAUGUGACACAUGAAACUAAGCAUUUCAUCUACUUUUACUUGGGUCAAGUGGCUAUUCUGCUCUUCAAAUCGGGCUGAGGGAACCGCUGUCAUUCAUGAAAGUUGGACAUCAACUCCAAACCUGGACUGUGACACACUGAUGGCUCGAGCCACACUCUACAUAAACACACACACACACACACACACACUCGCUUACAUUCUCUCCCACAUACACAUUCAUGAAUUUAGCUAUAGAGGCUGUGCAUUAAUGCAUGGACCGUGUAUAUUAUUUAAUUUGUACAUGUUGCAAUACAGUAACUUUUUUUUUGCUUUCUGUAGUUGCACGAGUUAACGCAACAAGAUGAUUUUUUGUUAGUUUUUUUCCAAGUCCAAAUUUAUUUUGCACUGAAGUUGUACAAAAUGCUUUGACCGCUGCCUUUAAAUUAUAUUAAAGAAUGAUAUGUCAUGCAUAUUUUGGGUAUAAAGUUAAUUAUUAUUAUGAUUAUUGUAGAUCCAAACAGAAUUGUCUGCAUUCCAUUUCUAGUUAAUGACUGUUCCUAACCCCAGUUUUAUGAUGUAAAAUGAAAUUACAGUGCCGCUUUUUGCAUUAUAAUGUAA